AUGGAAAUAGUAAAUGAAGGAUGGGUUUUUAAACAGUCUAAGUAUUUGAAGAAGCUAAGAAAAAGAUAUAUGAUAUUGACAAAAAAUUUUAUUUGCUCAUUUAAGUCUGAAUAUUAUCAGGCAGAAAAACCGACGGAAAUAUUAUACCUUAACAAGUUCACUGAACUAACUUCAUUGGAAGAUAUACGAAAAAUUAAACAUGCUGAAAACGAGUUGGGUCUUUCGAAUAUUCAUUUAUUUAACAUAAGUUACAAAAACAGAAAUAUUCUAUUUGUUACUGUAGAUGAAAAUGAAAAAAACAAAUGGAUAA
Messenger RNA from Plasmodium reichenowi, 310 nucleotides. RefSeq lists its product as hypothetical. The transcript has 2 exons. The record is from RefSeq and is a predicted model, not a curated record. NCBI's taxonomy places the organism in Eukaryota, Apicomplexa, Aconoidasida, Haemosporida, Plasmodiidae. The annotation marks the transcript as partial.